Penicillium nucicola is the source of this 870-nucleotide messenger RNA. RefSeq names its product MBL fold metallo-hydrolase. The record is from RefSeq and is a predicted model, not a curated record. NCBI's taxonomy places the organism in Eukaryota, Fungi, Ascomycota, Eurotiomycetes, Eurotiales, Aspergillaceae. The transcript has a single exon. Bases 1 to 870 code for a protein of 289 amino acids.
AUGGCAAGCAGCUUAGAUCUUCAAGUGGAUGUAUACGUGGCCCCUCCUAUUCCGACGACUUCAGGAUCUGAUGACCCAACCAAACAAUGGUGGUCACCAAUCUCCUGUACGUUAAUCCAUGGGCCCACGUCUGCAGUUCUAGUGGACACUCCUAUUUCCAUUAAGCAGACCGAAGCGCUGGCAGCCUGGAUCAAGCAGACCGCCCCUGGAAAACAGUUGAAAUACAUUUACACGACACACGCGCACGGGGAUCAUUACUUCGGCAAUCCGGUCAUCCUAAAGCACUUCCCGGAGGCUACCAGCGUCACGACAUCUCUGGUAGCCACAGGUAUCAGAGAUACAUUGGCUUCAGCAAUUCCGAGAUGGAAAGGGUGGUUCCCUAACGGGCAGAUCCUCUCAGAAGGGCACAUCAUUCCUGACUCUCUUCCAGAAACUGGAGAGUUUUCGAUCGACGGACAUAGCCUUUUUGGUAUCAACGUCGCUCACUCCGACACCGACGCCUCAUCCUUUCUGCAUGUGCCUGACCUGAAGCUCGUCGUCGCCGGUGACAUUGUCUACGGGGACUGCUUCCAGUUCCUUGCCGAGGCCAAGACGGCGGACAAGAGGAAAGAUUGGCUAGAUGCGCUCGAUCAGAUAGCUGCUCUGGAGCCUAAUAUCGUCGUCCCGGGACAUAAGCGGGCGACACAGGUCGAUGGGCCCUAUCUGAUCGAGGCGACCAAGGGGUAUAUUGUUGCAUUUGAAGAGGAGCUGGAGCGGCUGGGAGAUGUCGAUAAAGUCGAACAGGCCAUGACGAAGCGUUAUCCACAGAGAUGGAAUCGGUUUAUCCUGGAGAUGAGCUGCAAGAGUUCGGUCGCUGCUCUCAAACUUUAG